UCCAUUCGUCUGUGUCCGCCUGUGGAGAUUAAAUGUUAUUAUUAUUUUAGCUAUUCGUUUUACGUUGACGCGGAAGACAAUUUGCUUAGUUAUUCGGAUAAUUUUUGCUGCUUUUAUUUUGCCACGCUAGAUAAGGGUAGUGUUUUUGUCAUCUUUGUUAUGGUUUUGUCUGACUUACCGGAUGACGCUGGAGUCCACAGGUAGUGACAGAAAAACCUCACUGACCAGAAGUAGAAAUGUCUACCAAGUACAUCGUAAACUCCAAUGACAGUCCGAGUCCAAGUCAAGAGUACCUGGAGAAACUUUCAUCAUUCAACAACCUGUUAUGCACAAGCUCAAGCAGCUACAGCCGUCUGCUACUAGCUGACAAGACCGAGUGGGAGAGGUCAAAGCAUCCGCUGGGUAAAAGGCCAAAAACAGCGACAAGACGUGGUUUUUCCCCCCGUAAAAGAAGUCAUCCGGGCAAAACAUUUACGAAGUUGUGUGCCGGUGAAGUUGCCGGUAAUCCUCCACUGAAAACUUCUCCCGUUACACUGACUACGAAUUUAUCCAAACCGGUAAGAAAUAUUACCGUAGUGGGCAGCAAGAUGGGCCUUAGUACCCAAUCAACCCCGAAACCCGGGAAAGUAGGCUUUCCCAACUCAUCCCAGAGUAAAGUUCCCUCCUUAAGUACGUCAACGCAAAAACCAGCAAUCACCGGGGAAGGGGAAAAUGCCAAGAGGCAGUGCGUCCUGUCUGCCGUCAAGCCGUCCAAUGUUGAGAAGGAGAAGGCUGUGUUCUUCAAGUCGGACUUCAGUUACAAUCCUCAGUUUCAAUACAGUAAUCCUGUAUCACCAACCUUCUUAGCUCGGCACAACAACGCUUCGGAUCGCUUUCUGACGCAGGCAGUGCGCAUCAUGGAGCUAGCGCUGCAGCGAUAUGGCAGCUAUGAGACGUUUGAGCAGGUCACUGGCGGAAACCUCCUCACCAAAGGACGCAUCUGGCACAACGUCAAGAAAUACAUGGAGAAGGAAGGCUGCACAGGGGAGAUAGUAGUCCAAAUGACAGAUGACCUCUUGUCCAGAGCCUCCAUGACUGUUGUGAAGAGCAGACCUACACUGACCAUUAACGUUUCCACUGCCAGGGAGUACUGGCUGGAGGGCAUGUUGAGGCAUGAGAUUGGCACUCAUUAUUUGCGCAGCAUUAACAAUUGUCACCAGCCAUGGAGUGGCAGCACGGGCAGGAAGAUGCACAACCUGAAACCCCUGAAUCCCACGGAGGAAGGUCUGGCUAGCAUCCACAGUGUUCUGUUCAGGAGAGACCCCAUUCUGUGGCGUGCUGCGCUGCUCUACUACACGGUCUACCAGGCCAGUCAGAUGUCCUUCUCCCAGCUCUUCUGCAACCUGGGAAACUUCGUCCAGGACCCCAACACUCGCUGGGACUACUGCGUUAGAGCCAAGAGAGGCCAGAGUGACACAGCGCAGCCAGGUUGUUUCAGUAAGGAUCAAGUGUACCUGGAUGGCAUCCUGAAGAUCCUGCGACACAGAGACAAGAUCAACUUCCCUAUGCUAAUCGCUUUAGGAAAGGUAUCAUUUGAAGAUGUGGAUCGACUGAAAGCUGAGGCUCAAAUGGAGAACACACGCAUCCCUUACUUCAUGCAAGACCAGGUCAGGUACGGCGAGCAACUGGAGAAAAUAAUGACCGUCAACUUGCUGACUGAUGAAGAACUGCAGGACAUCAUCUGAGCUGCCUGUGCUGUCAUUACUCAACAGUAGUUCAGUGUUUUCAUCGAUCCUUUUGGAAGGACGCGGAGUCUGUUGCCAGUGCUGUAGUGUUUUCAAAUGCUUGUUGUGUGUGGAUAUGCGGUUGAUUGAUUUUUAUUUAUAAUUUUUUUUACCCCAGUCAUUUCUUCAACUUCUACAUAGAGACAAGUACAGUUCGUGUUUUGGUCGUCAUCAUUUGUGCUGCACCUUAUAGAAAGAAAACAAUAAAAGACUUUUUCAAUUGAAUUAUUCAAUGUAGUUUCGCAGGAGCCAGCCCUGGCUCCAGAACCACAGGGGGCAGCGUUGCAUUUCUCCAGACAACAACAGACAAAAAGGUCUUUUUAAACUAGUAAUUCUCAAAUAGUGCGCUGUGUGGGUUGAGUUACCAGGUAAUAUUUAUUAUAUGUACAAACCACUGUAUGAGUUGCUGGCACCAGUAUUC
This is a messenger RNA of Cynoglossus semilaevis (tongue sole), 2184 nucleotides long. It is a transcript of the gene matcap2, whose product is annotated as microtubule associated tyrosine carboxypeptidase 2. Lineage: Eukaryota; Metazoa; Chordata; Actinopteri; Pleuronectiformes; Cynoglossidae. The record is from RefSeq and is a predicted model, not a curated record. The transcript has 7 exons. The coding region runs from base 237 to 1724 and encodes 495 amino acids.